AUGACUUCUCCCGCCACCACCACCGAGCCGCGCGUCGUCAAACGCAAGCGCUCCACUUCGCCCGUCCAUCCUUCUCCAAGUAGGACUGGUCAGACACAGCUGCCAUCCUUCCAUGAUACCGGCGCUAAGCCCCACCGACAUUCCCAGCCACAGCCGCCGCCACAACACCACCAUCAUCCGCAGUCGUCACACGCCUCACGUAGCCACAAUUACGAAGACGCAGAGCCUUAUCCUCGUCCCUUCCAUUCGCGCUCCCACUCAUCUGCGUACUCACAACAUCAGUCCGACUCGGAACGCGACGAAGCAGACCUCGAAGCUGCUCUCUCGCCGCGACAAGCGAGGUCUCCGUAUGCCACCAGCGACCUGCGAGGCUCUCCAUCCGUUUCCAUCGACCUCGCUGCCUCUCCCUCUUCGCGCACUCACCCGCUCAUAGCCCCUCGCCCUGCGCCCUCUGCAACCUCUAGCACCUCUUCUGCUGCCGCUGCCUCAAGCAUCUCGUCCAGUCGCUAUCUCGCUCAGCCUCAGCAUGCUGUUGGUCACCCCGCAACGCAGUACUCUGGCCUAGGCCGUCCUUCUUCUCAUCGUCCGCGAUCGCCAACGAGACAGUCCGCGCAAGCUGACUCCUCUACUCCGGCCCACUCUUCAGCAAAGGCAGCACGCGCCCUGGCUGCACUCGAAUCUUCUCAUCUCUCGGAUCUCAAGAACGACCUUGCAUCCAUCACCUCUCCUCACCAGCGCGCCUCGUCCAGUUCGACACCUCAGACCCCUUCUUCUGCAAGUCGCAAGGCAAACGAUUCCGCAACUGUCACUAUGGACGAAGGCUUGGAUCCUUCAUCCAACGAGCCUUCUGGCACGUCCUCAUCCAAGAGAGACUCUCUUCUUACGCCAUCUGAGAAACCUCGUGGCGGUCAAGCCUGCCUUGAGUGUCGUCUGGCAAAGGUGCGAUGUCUGCCCUCGGACGACUCGGAACAUUGUCAGCGAUGUCAGCGCUUCAACUUUGAAUGCCUGUUUGUACAACACAAGCGUGGCAGGAAGCCAAAGAGCAAGUUGCAGGGUCGCGACCUCACGCUGCUCGCCGAGGCUGCGUACGCCACCAAUGCGUCCCCAGUACAACAGAACGAGCGGCCGAGCGCACGCAAAUCAGCAUCUGCCAGCAGCGGCAUUACACCCGAUGCAAGAUCCUCCAAGCCCAAUACUGCUACAUCUGCUGCUUCCCCCGGCGUGCGAUGGAGUUCGGCACCCGACAGCGCCUUUCCCGCGCCUCCUUAUCCGUCCGAACACAUUGGCUCAGCAGCACAGCAUCAAGGCAUGGACCUCGAUUUCGACCCCGGACGCGUGGAUUCCCCAUCUUCUGCCUUCUAUGCAAAGAAGCAGCCUCUCUCUGCGUUUGCACCAUCGGCCGACAACCGCACCGCUCUCGACCCGAAGAACUUGUUUGGCGUCGAUGUCGGACGCAUGACUCAAGCCAUGCAGCAGGCUAUGCGAUCGCUCGAAAGAAGACGAGGUGCCCCGUACACGCUUGUCACCAACAAUGAUAUUUCCAACGUCGAAGGCAACGAUGACGAUGGCGCUAACAGCGAUGUGGGUGCAACGCCUCCCCCGCCCGGCACAACCACUGCUGCAGACACGAACGCCGUCAAUGAGAGUUUCGAGCUCAUCGCCGAGCAGCCCUUGACGCUGCGUGUCAUGCUCAAGCCAUUCGAGGUGUCGGACCAGCCCGACUGCGAAACGCCUGGCGUUCUGGCUGAUGACCGCAAUCCGCUUGCAACGCAGCCCACUCAGCCUCAACUCGACGAUCCCAUCGCUCAAGGCACUCUUACCGAGCCAGCAGCGCGCGCGCUUUUUGACCUUUUCAUGCGUCACUGCAACUCCUGGAGUUGCGUCUUUGAUCCCUCGCUUCACACUCACGAUUUCAUCAGGAAACGUUCCUCCUUCCUCUACACGGUAUUGCUUUACGUCGGUGCACGUUACUCGACACGCCCAACUGCUCACCAUCUCCUCGUGCGCGAUCAGCGCAACGAGUAUGUUGCCGAGAGCGAAUGGGACCUCGCCUACGAGGAUCCCCUCACAGACCGCACGGAACGAGCCGCCGAUGAAUAUGCGCGUCAGGUCCGACGUCGCAUUCACGAUCAGGCGCGACAGCAUGCCGCACGUGCCUUUGUCGAUGGCGACCGCACCGUGUUGUGCUGCCAGGCAUUCUUCAUCCUCGCCAGCUGGAAGCCGCUCGACGAUGGUCUCAGUGUCAUUCAGCUCGGUUACGCAUUUCGUCUUGCCAUGGAUAUUCAACUUCACGCAGAGAUGCCCAACUGCGUCAAGCCAAACGAGUCCAACCUGGAUCAGGCAGGUCAACAGCGUUAUAAGGCGGUUCAGAGACGCUUUCGCAACCGACAGCGGACGUUCCUCAUGCUUUUCGUUCAGGACAAGUCGCAGCAGAUCUCCAACAAGAUCACGACUCAUUCCAUUUCGGCCGACAAUGUCCUCAUUCGUCGAUGCCAGACGUGGUGGAAGCAUGACGGCUCGAUUCCAACCGAUGCAUUCGUAUGCGCAUCCGCCGACAUACGUCGCAUCCAGGGCAAGUAUGUGGAGCUGUACGAUCGCAUCGAAGCGCUCACCUCUGCUACUUCGGAUGGGCCAAGCAUCAUGAUGCCCGCCUUCCUCUCCGACCUGUACGAGUGGAACGCGCGAUGGCACGAAGCGCUCGGUCUGCGCGAGGAUGUAGACGAAGACGCCCACCUCGACGAGGCCACCGCCUAUGAUCGUCGAUGUCAGCGUCUGUGUCUCAAACUGUGGAAGGACAACAUCAAGACAUACGUGUCUUCGCUCGUGCUCAAGUCGAGCCUGAAACAGGCAGCUCUGCAGGAACACCAAGAGAUUGUCCGCAACCAUCAUCGACGCUCGACAACUCGCGAGAAGGAAGACCGCGAUUCGAUCUCGGGCCGAUCGCAUCUCUCGAGCGGACUCGAGCCUGGCAUGGUCAACCUGAUGGCGAUGCCUGCCUUUUGGCCGUGUGUCGAGGGCGCGAGGGGCGUGCUGGAAGCAGUGUGUGCCUUCCCGCCGGAGAGGCUGCUUUCGGCGCCGGAUGCGACCAUCAUGCAGACGACGCAUGCAGCCGUGCUGCUCUGCAGUCUGGCGACCGUCAAGUCGCAACCUCCGCUAGGACCUGGCUAUCUGAGGUCCAACAUCCAGCUUAUCGAUCAAACGAGUGCAGCGUUUAGGCGGGCCAGCGUUAAAGAAGAGGACACGGUGCUGCACAUUGCCAUGUAUCUGGAAUCGCUGUUGAGGCCGAAGAAUGCCGUACCUAGCUCGCAGGACAAGACUGCCGGAUGGAGAGCCCACGCCAAAGGCGCUGCCGCGCAAGCGAGCGCCCUUUCAUUGGACGAUGCAAAGUUGCGUGGGCAGAAAUCGGCGUUGGACGGUGGCGCUGGUGCAGCUGACCGCCUAGCAUCUAGUGGAGCUGCUCCGGGGCAAGACAAUUUGCUCAACGGCGGAGCAGCGAUCGGCACGAGCAACGCAAACUCGGCACUUGGCGGGAACGGUUUCGCGCAGUUCACCAAUUUCACCCUGCUCUCGAACAACAACGAUAUGUUCUACUCUGGCAGCAACACGACGCCUUCCGCGCCGAGAUGGUUCAACAAUGGGUCUUCGUCGACCACGACAAACACGGCGCCUGCUGCAGACAACGCGCUGUUCUUCAACAAUGCCGCCAACGAAGCUGGCUUCGACAGGGAAGGGCUUAAUGCCAUUGCUUCGGCUGCUGCGGCUGCUGCUGCACAGCAGAAUGGAGGUACAGAAGCAGGCGAGGUGGAUAUGACGGGUGUCAAUUGGCCUCCUACGAUGAACAACGGUGGUGGAAAUGGUGCGGCUUCAUGGAACACGCUCAUGUUUGGCAAUUCGAGUAAUGGUGGUGGGAAUACGACGAUGGGCGGGGAUGCGUAUCAGCAGCCAGUCGGUGGUGCGAGUGGCAUGUUUGGAGGACAGACGCAGAACAAAGAACAGCAGGCGGACGAAACGCUACGCAUGCUGUUGCGGUUCCUGGAUGGAUGA
Pseudozyma hubeiensis SY62 is the source of this 4044-nucleotide messenger RNA. RefSeq lists its product as hypothetical. Lineage: Eukaryota; Fungi; Basidiomycota; Ustilaginomycetes; Ustilaginales; Ustilaginaceae. The record is from RefSeq and is a predicted model, not a curated record. Gene Ontology annotation, molecular function: zinc ion binding; transcription cis-regulatory region binding; DNA-binding transcription factor activity, RNA polymerase II-specific. The coding region runs from base 1 to 4044 and encodes 1347 amino acids. Gene Ontology annotation, cellular component: nucleus. The transcript has a single exon. Gene Ontology annotation, biological process: regulation of DNA-templated transcription.